AAAAGUCUAUGGUCCGUUCCGUGUCCAUUGUUUUUCUCCAAUGUUAUUUUUCUGAUUGCUGGUAGUGGACGACAAAUUUUUAUCUCUGAGUUGAGUGAGUGUUUGUACUGGUGUUCGAUACAGUGAUUUAUUCGAAAUAGAUCACGAAGAUGUCGUCACCGAGCGCUGGGAAACGUCGUAUGGACACGGACGUCAUAAAACUUAUUGAGAGUAAGCAUGAGGUGACAAUACUCGGCGGUCUAAACGAGUUCUGCGUCAAAUUCUUCGGCCCACCUGGCACGCCGUACGAGGGCGGCGUGUGGCGGGUACGCGUGCACCUGCCGGACCACUACCCGUUCAAGUCGCCGUCCAUCGGGUUCAUGAACAAGGUGUAUCACCCCAACAUCGACGAGGUCUCCGGGACCGUGUGCCUUGACGUCAUCAACCAGGCCUGGACGGCGCUGUACGACCUGUCGAACAUCUUUGAGUCGUUCCUGCCGCAGCUGCUGACGUACCCGAACCCCAUCGACCCGCUGAACGGCGACGCCGCCGCCAUGUACCUCCACAAACCGGAGGAGUACAAGAAGAAAGUCUCAGACUACGUCCGCCGCUUCGCCACGGAGGAGGCGUUGCUCGAGAAGGACGCCAUCACCGGCGCCGGCGCCGCCGCGGGCAGCGACACCGAGUCCUCUAUGUCCGACUUCAGCGACGACGAGGCGCACGACAUGGAGUUAUAACGCAUGCCGGUGUUGCCCGUCGCGUGUUAGUGUUGCCAGAUGAUAAAAUUCUUUUUUUAUUAUUUAUUUUAAUGGCCAUGGAUGCAGUGCGAUUCUAAAUUGUAUUGAUCUUGUCCAACGUUUCUUUAACCGUCUUAACAGUUUGUUGAUUGAAAUUCUUUUGAAUUUACCCAUAUGGUAGAUUUUUCGUAUUUAACCGAAUUUUUUAUGAUGGUAACUGGCAGCGGUUAGGUUAUAAUCAUGUUUUCGGCGUGUAAUUAUAAAAAGCUUUAAAGUAUUUAAAUUGUAGGUGUCUUUUCUCGUAUGAUAACACCGUUUAUUAUAAAUGUAUGAAUUGUCUAUGGUAUUUUCGAAAUUCGAUGUAAUUUUAGCCGCCCUUGCCACAAGCAAAUUUUCUUGUCCUUUAUAGUUACUCGUCGAGUUAAAUGGUAACGAAAUUAAUUUUAAUGCUAAGCUUGUGGCAAGAGCGUUUUGUCGAGAUUAAAAAGAGAGAGUUGUGUAUAUUGUCCACUGUUCGAAACCAUGGCGUAACCAGAGACAAUAAGGUUUUUUUAAUUAUCAAUCGUCACUGUGACCACUGGAUUUUGCCAUUUGAAUUACGCCAUGGAUAAAUAUCUACGGACCAUGUUAUGCCAAUUUUAGAUUUAGAUUCGAAACUGCUCAUUACAGUGGACUACAACUUUUAUCUCGAUUGUAAAUUGUAUUUUAAAUAUUGGUGUGUCGGAAAAGUUCAUUAGAUGUGUCUAUGGCUUGUCUAUGGUCGUUUAACGCUUAGUAGCAAUAUGAUAUAAUAUGGUGUUCACUUAAAGUUAUGGAUCGGUAUCAGCGAUGGUUUAGAAUAGAGAGUUGCUGGGAAAAUAUCGACAUCAUAGGGAACAAAAUUUUAAAUUUUUAGUAAGAUCGCAUCAUACGGUACAAACGGUUGUGCUAAAUUCAAAAUUAGUCAAUACUGUAUAUUGCUAUGCUCUAAAGUAUUAUGUGUUUUUAAAUUCCAUUUAUGAUCCUGGCAACUCUAAACAUAGGUUAUCGUAUGUAAUGAUUUAUUCAAGCUAAGGAAAUAAAGGAGCUAUGUUAGGUUCACCAUACAAAUUGUCACGCUAGACUCACACAAUAACCUGGCAACACUGCGCGGAAUUGGCAUUUUGUAAAUAUAUUUUAAUUCUGUCCCCAUAGCAUAAAUUGAACUUAGCUCGUGCGGGGCCGGCAGUCAUCACUUAUCUCAUAGGUAUUUAAUUUUUUAAUAGUGUUAAUUUUUAAAAAACGAAUGUGUCAUGUUUUUGUCCCGGAAACUACCAUAUCGUAGAACUUUAUAUGGCAACACUUGUCCAAUUGUUUUCGUCUCCAACUGUGAUUUUCCUCUAGGAGGGGUACAUGUCAGAAGAGAAAUUGUAGUACUUAGGACGACAUAUUUUAUUUUAGCACAAUUGUCUAUGGUUAGUUUUUUUUAGCAUGGCAACACUGGUCUUGUUUGUUGGAGCCAAACAAAAUCAACUGUAUGUCCCAAUAGAAUUCCUUAGUAUGAUCUAAACACCUUACAUGCCGUUUUUGAAUGUUUCCUCUUAAGUAAUAUUAAUAUGUAAUACAAGAAUCAUUAUAAUUGGGAAUUUGAUAAAUACCAAUGUUUUUUAAUUUUACUGGUUGUAUAGCUAGAAUAAAACAUUGUGUUGCUGAAUUAUGUUCGUCGCGUCUUUGCCACUGACGCCUCUAGCAUUAGCGAAAAAGAGGAAGAAAAUAAUUUUAUUUAUCUUUUUUCUUUUUAAUUCCUAUAAAGUUUUUAUCAAAUGCCCCAUUGUGUAUUAUGGUUCGUCAUACUGUUACAACUCGCAUUACCUCCGUAACUGUUUCUUAACCAAAUAACGGCAUUUCUGUCGAUGCGACGAGUGUGAGAAAUUCGCGGCGUCAUUUUGUUUUAUAGUGAUGUUCUUUUUGGUAUCGAUAAACGUGUUUUCUUCUUCAUAUUAUAAUAAAUAAAUUUGUUGUUUUUGCGCAUAAGAUAAUUUAAAUAUAUUUUUGGCGCAUAAAAUAUGAAUUCUCGAAUAACAAACACUACUUCCAAAUAAAUUUUCGUUGCAGAGAGGCUUAAACUUGUUUUAAAAAUUGUGUGUUGUGAUAUUUUUAAUACUCAAUAUUAACGCCAAAACGCUACUUUCAAAAGAUAUCAAAUUGAACAUUACAAAUCAGAUCUCUAAAAUGACAUGUUGCGAUCCUAUAAGUGUUGCAAUCAUCUUAAUGUUAAGUCUAGGUUAAAUAGAAUAUAACACGAAAAUAAAUAUAUUAAUAUAGAUAUUAUAUGUAUCUUGAAACACUCAAGCCAUAAUAAUAUAUUUUGGUAUAAGGAAUAUAACAAGUUAAAAUUCUUAGCGAGUCGGAGUUUUUUUAAUUCGGUAGAUCUUUUUAGUAGUGUUUGGAGCUUGAUCCACCCAGCUUGUUUCGGUCACGAUGUCAGUGUUAUCGAUGUUUAGAUUAUCGUUAAACGGUUUUCAAAUGAAACUUGUAUGUUAUUAAAUAGCUUGGAAUAAUAAAAAUCCAACUUGGAGGUGUAAUGAUAAUGAUUUAAAUUUUAAAGUGAUUGUGUCGCUAAAAUAAUAAUUAUUCCAAGCUAUAUUUUAUCUUUUAGACAAUAGACAUGAGUAAUUCUAAAAUCGUGUUAAACAAACAAUAAUUUGGCUGAAUUUCAAUUACUUGCGUCUAUAAAUGUAUAUUUUGUAUAUUUUAUAAAGUAACAUUUGAAAAUUAUUUAAAUGAACAAUAGUGAUGUGAAUCUGUAUUUUUUAUAUAUUCGAAUAUGUUUUGCCAUGAUUGUACCUACAAAAUAUUAGAUACUAAUCUACGUAAUAUUAAAAUAAUAAUUACAACUUGGUUUUAUACGUUGUAUUAUGUAUAUAUCUUAAAUAUUAUACACUUUUAUGACAUCGGCACACUCUUGUCUCUCUGUUACUAAAAUAUAUUUAUCGAGUAUCGACUAAUGAAAAGUAUCGAUAGUUGAGAUGUCCAAAAAUAUCGAUAUAACGCACCGCUAGGUCACAUCACUAUUGAAGUAGAAGCUACUGUAAGGUUGUUCGGGUAGGAGCCCACUAACUAAUAAAUCGGUUAUUCAUGAGACAAAAGUUUAUAGUAUAUUUUUAUUUCAUUACAUGUAAUAAACUUAUGUUAUUUUUAAAUUAA
Molecule: messenger RNA, 3881 nt
Organism: Aricia agestis (brown argus)
Lineage: Eukaryota; Metazoa; Arthropoda; Insecta; Lepidoptera; Lycaenidae
Gene: UbcE2H
Product: ubiquitin-conjugating enzyme E2 H
Exons: 5
Coding region: 150-716 (188 amino acids)
Biological process (GO): protein polyubiquitination; ubiquitin-dependent protein catabolic process
Cellular component (GO): nucleus
Molecular function (GO): ubiquitin conjugating enzyme activity
Source: RefSeq, a predicted model, not a curated record